AGUACGCAGUGUGUCUCUUCCCUCAGUCUCCAGCCUGAUCUUUUUAUCAAGGUAUCCACUGACGGGAAAUACCCAACAGGAUGUCUAAUUUAAAAGAGAUAUGCAGUGGUUUACUUCUGGACCCAUUACCACCUAACCGGGGAAGAGAUCCCAGUGUUCCACAUGCACCUGUUCGAACUCCCAACCUUACAGCGGACGAGGAACGGUUGGCACUGAGAAAUGCCCUGCGUUAUUUCCCCCCCUCUCACCAUGCGGCGCUUGCUCCUGAAUUUGCUCAAGAGCUGCGGCAGUACGGACACAUUUACAUGUACCGCUUCUGUCCCACGUUACGGAUGAGAGCUUAUCCCAUAGAUCAGUACCCAUGCCGCACACGUCAAGCAGCCGCCAUGAUGCUAAUGAUCAUGAACAACCUGGACCCAGCAGUUGCCCAGUUUCCCCAAGAGCUUGUCACCUAUGGAGGGAAUGGGCAGGUGUUUAGUAACUGGGCCCAGUUCCGCCUUGUGAUGCAUUACCUGAGUGAGAUGACGGAAGAGCAGACUCUGGUCAUGUACAGUGGUCAUCCCAUGGGCUUGUUCCCCAGCCUGCCUUCCUCACCCCGCGCUAUCAUCACCAACGGCAUGGUUAUCCCCAAUUACUCCUCCAGAGAUCAGUAUGAGAAGAUGUUUGCCCUUGGUGUAUCAAUGUAUGGUCAAAUGACAGCAGGCAGCUACUGCUACAUUGGGCCUCAAGGGAUUGUUCACGGCACUAUGCUGACAGUGCUGAAUGCCGGUCGGAGGUACCUGGGUUCUGGUGACUUGAGGGGUCGCGUCUUUGUGACUUCAGGCCUGGGAGGAAUGAGUGGAGCUCAAGCUAAAGCUGCUGUCAUUGCUGGCUGCAUUGGUGUGAUUGCAGAGGUGGAUGAGGCUCCUCUGAAAAAGAGACACGAGCAGGGCUGGUUGAUGGAGGUCACAAACAGUAUGGAUCAAUGCAUCAAACGUAUCAGAGAAGCCAAGACUGCCAAGACACCCCUGAGUCUGGGUUUCCAUGGCAACAUCGUGGACCUCUGGGAGAGGCUCCUCCUGGAGUUUGAGAAGACUGGAGAUCUCCUGGUGGAUCUGGGAUCAGACCAGACCUCACUUCACAACCCAUUCAACGGAGGCUACUACCCAGUCCAGCUCAGCUUCCGACAGGCCAACCAGCUCAUGUCGGCCGAUCCUGACCGUUUCCGAACCGCUGUCCAAGAAAGCCUUCGAAGACAUAUAAAGGCUAUCAACAAGUUGUCUGAUGCAGGUAUGUUCUUCUGGGACUAUGGUAAUGCUUUCCUCCUGGAGGCCCAAAGAGCUGGUGCUGAGGUUCAGAAAGUUGGUGGAGGAGCAACAGAGUUCCGCUACCCUUCUUAUGUCCAGCACAUUAUGGGGGAUAUUUUCUCACUGGGCUUUGGACCAUUUCGUUGGGUGUGUACAUCCGGUGAUGCCAAAGACCUCGCUGUAACUGACAACAUUGCUGCUACCGUCUUGGAGGAAAUUAGCGCUAAUGUGACUGAUCGUAUCAAACAACAAUACAAUGACAACAUUCGCUGGAUCAGAGAGGCUGGAAAACACAACAUGGUUGUGGGAUCUCAAGCAAGAAUCCUCUAUUCUGACCAGAAAGGAAGAGUCUGCAUUGCUCUGGCUAUCAACCAGGCAGUCGCUGAUGGACGAGUUUCAGCACCAGUCGUGAUUAGCAGAGACCAUCAUGACGUUAGCGGCACAGACAGCCCCUUCAGGGAAACCUCUAAUGUGUAUGAUGGUUCUGCCUUCUGUGCAGACAUGGCUGUUCAGAACUUUGUUGGCGAUGCAUUCAGAGGUGCUACAUGGGUAGCCCUGCACAAUGGAGGCGGUGUUGGCUGGGGUGAAGUCAUGAAUGGAGGAUUUGGUUUACUGCUGGACGGCUCAGAGGAGGCUGCAAAGCGUGCCAGGCUGAUGCUCAACUGGGACGUCUCCAAUGGGGUGGCACGUCGCUGCUGGUCUGGAAACUCCAACGCCUACGACACCAUCCAACGCACCAUGGAGGAGAACAGACAGCUGCGUGUCACCAUGCCUUUUCCAGUGAAGGAUGAGCGUGUGUUGGACCGUGCCCUGCAGGGUUAGCCUUUCACUAUAGCUUAACAGCCUGCUUAGAGCUGCAAAGAAAACCAACAGUUCCUUUUCCAUUUAUGUGAAUGAAGCCAUCUACUGGAAUCAUAUUCAGCAGAAUAUUAUGAAAUCAACACAUGGAAAACUAAAAAUUACAUUUUUACUGCAAUAUUAAAAAUCACUGUUACAUACAGCAAGUUAUCUGCCAUGCAGCUCAGAAUGCAACACAGCAAUAAAUGGACUGUAUUAAUCAUUUGCACGGAUAUCUUCUUUAUAUGUUUGUGCUGAAUAUUAAACUAUGACCAUGAAUAAGUGAUCAUGCAAA
This is a messenger RNA of Mugil cephalus (flathead mullet), 2418 nucleotides long. It is a transcript of the gene uroc1, whose product is annotated as urocanate hydratase 1. The transcript has 19 exons. Gene Ontology annotation, biological process: L-histidine catabolic process. The coding region runs from base 81 to 2108 and encodes 675 amino acids. The record is from RefSeq and is a predicted model, not a curated record. Gene Ontology annotation, molecular function: urocanate hydratase activity. Lineage: Eukaryota; Metazoa; Chordata; Actinopteri; Mugiliformes; Mugilidae.